Cuculus canorus (common cuckoo) is the source of this 1915-nucleotide messenger RNA. Its product is annotated as zinc finger and SCAN domain-containing protein 2-like. The transcript is spliced from 3 exons. Lineage: Eukaryota; Metazoa; Chordata; Aves; Cuculiformes; Cuculidae. The record is from RefSeq and is a predicted model, not a curated record. Bases 58 to 1296 code for a protein of 412 amino acids.
UGCCCACCCUCCCUAAUAGGGUCCCCCCCCUCUCUGAGUGUUGAGACGGCGCUGGACAUGGAGCUGCCCGCCCAGGACCCCUCAGACACGGAGCUGCCAGAGGGGACGUCUGCAGCUCACCCCAGCCCACCGGCCUCUGGCAGCGAGUCGCCCACCCGCCCAGCAAGGCCACCAAGGAAAACCCCAACGCGGCGAGCGGCCAAAGCCCGAGGCCGCUCGGGUCGCCUGGGACCGCUGACGGAGCUGCUGGGGCUGCGGGGCGCGCGCCUGCGCCCCACCAUCUGCAGUGAGUGCGGGAAGGGCUUCAGCCGCAGCUCGGACUUGGCGCGGCACCAGAUCACCCACACCGGCGAGAAACCCUACACUUGUGGUGCCUGCGGUAAAGGCUUCAGCCAAAACUCCAACCUGGUGACCCACCAACGCAUCCACACCGGCGAGAAGCCCUACGCCUGCAGUGCUUGCGGGAAACGGUUCAGUGAGAGCUCGGCCCUCAUCCAGCACCAGCGGACCCACACCGGCGAGAAACCCUACAGCUGCGGCGAGUGCGGGAAACGCUUCAGCGUCAGCUCCAACCUCAUCCGCCAUCGGCGCACCCACACCGACGAGAAGCCCUACAUCUGCGGGGAGUGCGGGGAUGGCUUUCGCCACAAGUCUCAACUCCGGCGGCAUCAGAAGCUUCACGUUGCCCGCCAGCGCCCAUUCAUCUGCAACGAGUGCGGGAAGAGCUUCAGUCACUGGUCAAAGCUGCUGCGGCACCAGCGGACUCACACCGGUGAGCGGCCCAGCACGUGCGGCGAGUGCGGCAAGAGCUUCAGCCAAAACUCCCACCUGGUCCAGCACCGGCGGACGCACACUGGGGAGAAACCGUAUCGCUGUGGGGACUGCGGCAAGAGCUUCAGCUGGAGCUCCAACCUCAUCCAACACCAACGCAUCCACACCGGAGAGAAGCCCUACAGCUGCGGGCAGUGCGGGAAGAGCUUCACGCAGAGCAAGAACCUCAUCAAGCACCAACGCACCCACUCGGGCGCCCGGCCUCACCGCUGCGGGCAAUGCGGUCGUGGUUUCGCCCAGAGCACCAACCUGCUGAAACACCAACGCGUCCACGCUGCCCGCGGUCAAGCCUCGUCCUGCCCCGAGUGCGGGCAGAGCUGCCGCGACGGAGCUGAGCUGGAGCGGCACCGGGCGCAGGCGCACGGCCACGAGCCCUACAUCUGCGUGGAGUGCGGCGAGAGCUUCGCCAAGAGCACCACGCUCAACCGCCACAAGCGCGUCCACAAGCCCCUCUUCGUCCACUGAGGGGGACACACGGACAGCGCUGCGGGCAGGGGACAUGGUGACACCACACCAUGGGACACACGGACAGCGCUGCGGGCAGGGGACGUGGUGACACCACACCAUGAGACACACGGACGGCGCUGCGGGCAGGGGACGUGGUGACACCACACCAUGAGACACACGGACAGCGCUGCGGGCAGGGGACGUGGUGACACCACACCAUGAGACACACGGAUGGUGCUGCGGGCAGGGGACCCAGUGACUACAGCAGGGGACACGGUGACAGAGCUGUGGGCCACGGCGCUGUGGGCAUGGAUGAAGUGACACCAAGGGACACAGACAGUGCUGUGGGCAGGGGACAAGGUGACUUAGAGCUGGGGGACACACGGACAUUGCUGCAGGCAGAGGACACGGUGGCACAGAGCUGGGGGACACCACAACAAGGGACACGGCGCUGUGGGCAGGGGAUGCGGUGACACCACACCAAGGGACACGGAUGGCAGGGAACAGGGUGACACCCUGGCCACCACUGAGCUUCAUGUGCCACCCAGGGACAUGGUCCAAGCCCCUUGUGCCGUGGGGCACUCCCCCUCAGCUGGGGGGGUGGGGCAUAGGGUAGGGGUCCCGAGGAGCCCCCACA